AAAAUUGACGUAAUUGUCAAGUUGUCUUCUUCGACUUGGCAAUUUCCACCUUGUAAGGGCGGCCAAAUAAUCACACGCUACUCAAGGGUAGAGUGGUAACAUAAAACCCCAAACAAACAAAAAAUACAUGGAAUUUAGUUGGGAUAUUAUUGCCUGUCUGAGCAUAGCGGUGCUAGUACACAUUAUAGUUUACGUGUUUGUGAUGGAAAAGCGAGCCAAGAGCAUCGAUGGACGCCAUGUCGUGGUCACCGGCGGCUCGAGCGGCAUUGGUGUCUGCCUGGCCAUAGAAUGCGUCACGAAGGGCGCCCAUGUUACGAUUAUAGCGCGUGACGAAAAAAGGCUGAAAGCCGCUGUGGACCGGAUGGAGCUUGUGCGCCAGCGACCGGAUCAAAAGCUGCAGUACCGCAGCCUGGACAUUGGCGGAGACUAUGAGGAGGUGGCUCGUGUGCUGGCCGAGACCGAGGAUACUGUUGGCCCCAUUUACGCGCUGCUCAAUUGCGCGGGCAUGGCCAUUUGUGGUGUCUUCGAGGAAGUUUCUGUACGGGAUGUCCACAAGCUGAUGAAUGUGAACUUCUUUGGCAGCUACAACUGCACCCGUCACGUCCUGCCCAAGAUGAAGAAGGCGAGGGAGGGCAUCAUUGUGAUUACCUCAUCGCAGGCCGCCAUGUUCGGCAUCUAUGGCUAUGGACCGUAUGCAGCCAGUAAAUAUGCACUGCGAGCGAUGGCGGAAACGAUAGCCAUGGAGUCGCGGGAGCACGGCGUCAGUGUCACCUUGGCCCUGCCCUGUGACACAAACACACCAGGAUUUGAGGAGGAGGAGAAGUCCAAGCCACGCGAAACAAAGAUCAUCUCGGGCGGUGGAGGUCUACUAAAGCCAGAGGACAUGGCCAAAGCCAUUCUCAAGGAUGCCUUGAAGGGCAACUUUAUCUCGACUGUGGGCGCUGAGAGCUGGCUGAUCACCACGCUAGGCGGUGGGCUGCUGCCCUGGGAUGGCUUCUUCACAAAUCUCCUGCACGCCUUGGUCAUCGGUCCAUUGCGCUUGUUCGGCUAUGGCCUGCACAAGUACUUCAAUAGCAUCAUACGCAAAUGCGCCAAAGAGGAUCGUGCCAAAAAAGAUGGAUCUGGGGAUAAAGUGGCAUCGAAAUGAUCGGAAUUCCUAUCAUGUCUCUAUAGCCCGUAUAUUUAAGCACUUAUUUUUGUAUUUCCCACAUUGCAUGCUGCAUGGUUGGCAAACUACUAUUCCAAAUAUCGCCUGACAACAGCCACUUUCGCAGUCAUGUAAUCUAAUUGUUCUAUAAAGUGUAUUUUCUAUGUAUUUCUAGUCUUGUAGGUGAUUAAACUGAUAAAUAUUACACACAUUUAAUACCUAUAAGGCAUUUCUCCUCAAGAACCAACAGUCAGCAUGGCUUGCCGGCUGUUCUUGAUUAGAUAAACCCCAUUUUGCCACUUGUAGACCCCCUACUCCAUCACACCCUCUGAUCCGACUCAACGAUAAGACACCAUUCAAAAUAGGUCAAAAUAUGCGCGCAUACAUAUUCGAGUUUAGUUUUUUUCUUUUGUCUCCCUUUAUUCAUAAGACGCACCCCAGUUUUACACUCUUCCUUUAGUUCCGUUUUUCAUUCUGCCUUUUAACAUUUUGUAUAUAGUUAACGCUAAACAAAAAUUAU
This is a messenger RNA of Drosophila obscura, 1667 nucleotides long. RefSeq names its product 3-ketodihydrosphingosine reductase (gene Kdsr). The transcript is spliced from 3 exons. Gene Ontology annotation, biological process: sphingolipid biosynthetic process. The record is from RefSeq and is a predicted model, not a curated record. Gene Ontology annotation, cellular component: endoplasmic reticulum membrane. Gene Ontology annotation, molecular function: 3-dehydrosphinganine reductase activity. The coding region runs from base 128 to 1147 and encodes 339 amino acids. NCBI's taxonomy places the organism in Eukaryota, Metazoa, Arthropoda, Insecta, Diptera, Drosophilidae.